This is a messenger RNA of Enhydra lutris kenyoni (northern sea otter), 7695 nucleotides long. RefSeq names its product Gse1 coiled-coil protein. NCBI's taxonomy places the organism in Eukaryota, Metazoa, Chordata, Mammalia, Carnivora, Mustelidae. The record is from RefSeq and is a predicted model, not a curated record.
GGUUCUGAACGUGAAACCCUGUUGGAAACAGGUCCCUUGACCCUCGCCCUUGACAUUCAAAUGGCUGAAUGGAGGAGAGAUUGCUACUCGCACGUCUUGGGGCUCCUUUUUUUUCCCCCCCUCUCUCCCUCUCUGUCUCUCUCGCUCCUUUUUUUCUUUCAAAUGAGUAAUCCCUGAAGAUCUCAACCCCCCAAUUUCAUCACCCUCACCUCCCCCCUUUAUUUUUCUCGCGCUCCUCUCCGCGCUCCCGCCUGCUUCCCUCCGCUGUGCGCCCCCCUCCUUUUUUUAUUUGCAUCUCAAGUCCAAAAGGCAGAAAAUACACACGCGGCGGCGGAGACACCGGGCAGCCGUGGAGGCUCCGGCCCGUCUUCGGUCGUCAGUCACCUCCUUGUGGAUCUGCCCCGGGGCCGAGGUGGCCGACCCAACUGUCCGGGCGCUGGCCCAGGAGAGAGCCCUUCCAUCAUCUUAGGGAGGGGGGAAAAAAAAAAAAGAAAAGACAUUUUUCUCCGUCGCUCUCGGAAUCGCUCUUCUAUUUUAUUGUUUUGGACAUUUUUGAGCGCCUUGGCUCGGACGGCUCUUUUUGUUUCAUUGCUGGGUUUAAAAAAAAUUUUUUUUCCCCUAAAUCACCCCUCUCUGGCCACUAUGGAAUUCUAAUUUGAAUCAUGUUUGGAUUGAAGCCGCCUCUGUAUUACUUACCAGGCAUGAGCCAUGAGCCCAAGUCCCCUUCACUAGGGAUGCUUUCCACCGCGACCAGGACCACCGCCACCGUCAACCCCCUCACCCCCUCGCCGCUCAAUGGCGCCCUGGUGCCCAGCGGCAGCCCCGCCAGCAGCAGCGCGCUGUCGGCCCAGGCCGCGCCGUCCUCCAGCUUUGCCGCCGCGCUGCGCAAGCUCGCCAAACAGGCGGAGGAGCCCAGAGGGUCUUCACUGAGCAGCGAGUCGUCCCCCGUGUCCUCGCCGGCCACCAACCACAGCUCCCCGGCCAGCACGCCGAAGCGCGUGCCCAUGGGCCCCAUCAUCGUCCCCCCUGGGGGCCACAGUGUGCCCAGCACGCCCCCCGUGGUGACGAUCGCCCCCACCAAGACCGUCAACGGCGUGUGGAGGAGCGAGAGCCGGCAGGACACCGGCUCUCGGGGCAGCAGCAGUGGGCGGGAGCGCCUCAUCGUGGAGCCCCCACUGCCCCAGGAGAAGGCGGGGGGCCCAGCCAUCCCCUCACACCUGCUCAGCACCCCUUACCCUUUUGGCAUCUCCCCCAGCUCUGUGGUGCAGGACUCACGCUUCCCACCGCUCAACCUGCAGCGGCCUGUGCACCACGUGGUGCCCCCCAGCACCGUGACCGAAGACUACCUGAGGAGCUUCCGGCCCUACCACACCACUGAGGACCUGCGCAUGUCCUCCCUGCCUCCGCUUGGCCUGGACCCAGCCGCCGCCGCCGCCGCCUACUACCACCCCAGCUACCUGGCCCCGCACCCGUUCCCCCACCCGGCCUUCAGGAUGGAUGACUCGUACUGCUUGUCAGCCCUACGGUCCCCCUUCUACCCCAUCCCCACCCCCGGCUCCCUGCCCCCCCUGCACCCGUCGGCCAUGCACCUCCAUCUCUCGGGCGUCCGCUAUCCCCCUGAGCUCUCCCACUCGUCCUUGGCUGCGCUGCACUCGGAGCGGAUGUCCAGCCUCAGCGCCGAGAGGCUCCAGCUGGAUGAGGAGCUGAGGCGCGAGCGGGAGCGGGAGGCAGAUCGCGAGCGGGAGAAGGAGCGGGAGCGGGAGAAGGAGCGUGAGCGGGAGAAGGAGCUGGAGCGCGAGCGGGAGAAGGAGCGGGAGCGGGAGCUGGAGCGCCAGCGGGAGCAGCGGGCCCGUGAGAAGGAGCUGCUGGCGGCCAAGGCGCUGGAGCCGGCCUUCCUGCCCGUGGCCGAGCUGCACGGGCUGCGGAGCCACGCCGGCGAGGAGCGCGGCAAGCCCUCGGAGCAGCUGACCCCAACACGCCCAGAGAAGCUGAAGGAGGCCGGCCUGCAGGCCCCGAAGCCCGUGCAGCACCCCCUGCACCCGGCGCCCGCUGCGCACCACGCCGUGCCCGGCCUCCUGUCCAACCACAGCAUCUUCUCGCUGCCGGGCAGCAGCGCUGCCACGGCCCUGCUCAUCCAGCGCACCAACGAGGAAGAGAAGUGGCUGGCGCGGCAGCGGCGGCUGCGGCAGGAGAAGGAGGACCGGCAGUCGCAGGUGUCGGAGUUCCGGCAGCAGGUGCUGGAGCAGCACCUGGACAUGGGCCGGCCCCCGGCGCCCACGGAGGCGGAGCACAGGCCGGACAGCGCCAGGCCGGGACCAAACCGCCCAGAGCCGGGCAGCCGAGACCCCCCGCAGCACUUUGGCGGGCCCCCGCCGCUCAUCUCGCCCAAGCCCCAGCACCACUCUGUGCCCACGGGCCUCUGGAACCCGGUGUCCCUGAUGGACAGCAGCCUGGAGCCGCGGCGGGCCCCGGAGAGCCACCCUCUGCACGGCCACCCCGCCCCGUUCGAGCCCAGCCGCCAGGCCGCUGUCCCACUGGUGAAGGUGGAGCGCGUGUACUGCCAGGAGAAGGCGGAGGACGGGCCCCGGAAGCGCGAGGCCGCUGCCCUGGACAAGUACCAGCCACCCCCGAGGGAGGCGGCGGGCCUGGAGCACCAGGCCUUUCCUCACGGGCCCGGGCCCUUCCUGGCCGAGCUCGAGAAGUCCACCCAGACGCUCCUGGGCCAGCAGCGGGCCGCCCUCCCUCAGCCCGCCCCCUUCGCCGAGCUGGCCGGGCCGCUGAAGCCGGGCUCGCCCUACCGGCCGCCCGCGCCACGGGGCCCCGACCCGGCCUACAUCUACGACGAGCUCCUGCAGCAGCGGCGGCGGCUGGUCAGCAAGCUGGACCUGGAGGAGCGCCGGCGGCGAGAGGCCCAGGAGAAAGGGUACUACUACGACCUAGAUGACUCCUAUGAUGAGAGCGACGAGGAGGAGGUCAGGGCCCACCUCCGUUGUGUGGCUGAGCAGCCACCGCUCAAGCUGGACACGUCCUCCGAGAAGCUAGAGUUUUUGCAACUUUUUGGCUUGACCACCCAACAGCAGAAGGAGGAAUUGCUGACCCAGAAGCGGAGGAAACGGCGGCGGAUGCUGAGGGAGAGAAGCCCGUCGCCCCCGACGAUGCAGAACAAGCGGCAGACGCCCUCCCCGAGGCUGGCGCUGUCCACCCGCUACAGCCCCGACGAGAUGAACAACAGCCCCAACUUUGAAGAGAAGAAGCAGUUCCUGACCAUCUUCAACUUGACCCACAUCAGCGCUGAGAAGAGGAAAGACAAAGAGAAACUUGCUGAAAUGCUCCGUGCCCUGAAGCAGAAGGCACUGUCCGCAGCAGCGGCAGACCCACUCAGGAGCUCUCCGAGGGACAGUCCUGCUGUCUCCCUGAGCGAACCAGCCACGCAGCAAGCCUCUCUCGAGACAGAGAAGCCUGUGGGUGUCGCUGCUUCCUUGUCUGACGUCGCCAAGGCCACGGAGCCCGGGAGACUGGAGCAGCUCCGGCCCCAGGAGCUGUCGCAGGUCCAGGAGCCAGCAGCGCCCAGCGGCGAGAAGGCCAGGCUGAGCGAGGCCCCCGGGGGCAAGAAGAGCCUGAGCCUGCUUCAUCACAUCCGCGGCCCCACGCCCAAGGACGUCCCCGUGCCGCUGUCCCACAGCAUCAACGGGAAGAGCAAGCCGUGGGAGCCCUUCCUGGCGGAGGAGUUCGCGCACCAGUUCCACGAGUCUGUGCUGCAGUCCACCCAGAAGGCCCUGCAGAAACAUAAAGGGGGCGCGGCCGUGCUGUCUGCCGAGCAGAGCCACAAAGUCGACGCGUCCGUCCACUACAACAUUCCGGAGCUGCAGUCCUCCAGCCGGCUCCCUCCGCCCCAGCACAACGGGCAGGAGGUCCCCCCCGGGAGGAAGGGCCCCCUCACGCAAGAGAUGGACCAGGACUCCGAGGAGGACGAAGACGACGGAGAGGAGGAGGACGACGAACCCCCCAGGCGCAAGUGGCAAGGGAUCGAGGCAAUCUUCGAGGCUUACCAGGAACAUAUAGAAGAGCAAAACCUGGAGCGGCAGGUGCUGCAGACGCAGUGCCGCAGGCUGGAGGCCCAGCACUACAGCCUCAGCCUCACGGCCGAGCAGCUCUCCCACAGCAUGGCGGAGCUGAGGAGCCAGAAGCAGAAGGUCGUGUCGGAGAGGGAGCGGCUCCAGGCCGAACUGGACCACUUGAGGAAGUGCCUUGCGUUGCCUGCCAUGCACUGGCCUAGAGGCUACUUUAAGGGAUAUCCUAGGUGACGGUUUCCCUUACACUAGGCCGAACCUAUAGUAUAGAAAUAUUAUCUAUUUUAUUACCUUGAAUAUUUAAUAUUUUUCACUGGGAGGUUUGAAGCUUAAAAAACAAACACGAGAAUGUGCCAUGCAUGAAGCAAAGGGUCCCAGGCUCCAGAAGAACGGACUCGCCUUGACUUCGAUGCAGCUGAGUCACCUUUGUCCGCCAGCAAGCCACCGACGUAGGACGCCCCUAGUUCUUUCUCCUAGAGGUGGUUUCACCCUUCCCCCAGCAUUCUUUCUGGAUCUGAAAGCGAAGGCUCCCGUACCAACACUAAGCCCCGGGCGCCCGAGUGGGUGAGAUGGAGCGCGUCCGUCCCUGGUGUGGCCGGCCCACGCGCCCCGAGACCCCGCUCGGCCUCGCUCCUCCCCAGGACCGAGACCCGCUUCAGUGGGAAGAAGGUGGGCCACGUCUCCGGUAAAGGGCUUAUCUGUUUGUUAAUUUUCUGCGAAAUUUCUGAAGCAGCGGGUCCUGGGAGCGCACAGAGCAGCAGUCCCGAAGCCUCACGCACAGGCUUCUCCCCAGAACAGCUCGUCUACAGCGCACGUUGGCGAACGGGGACGCGCAGAGCCCCGUGCACACGCGCUCGCCGGCCGCUCCUGCACGGGGCUGUGUUUUCAUACAGACGCAAAUUUUGAGAGAAAAGUCAAAGGUGCUUCAGCCUUGUACUGUGUAUAUAUAUUAAAAAACAAAGUUUUGUAUGUUUUUAUUACUUUAUUGUUAUAAAAAGCCUGCCAUUUUUAAUAUGUGGUCCGGGGGGAUUUUUGUUUUCCUGUUUGGGGGUUUUGUUUUUUUGCUUUCAUUUUUCUGGGCAAAAAAACUUGCUUUUAGUGUUUGUACUGCUGCUGGUCAGGACAUUAAAAUAUUGAAGUGUUUUUAAAAAUUAAAGAAGAAGAAAAGUAAAAGAGCUUACCACUGGCGCCUACCGCUCACUUCAUUUUGAGUCACACGGGAAGGUGAGGUGCUUCUGUCCCCACCCCCGGCUCCGGGCAGCAAGAAGCGCCCAGUGCUGCUGAAGAGGGGCUCAGCCCCAGGCGGGGGCGAGCAGGGCCACGCAUGUGCGCGUGUGCGUGCACGUGCACAUGCGGCUCUGUUGAAAGGCCCGGUCAGGGAGGGAGCCUACAGCUCCCUGUAGGGUGUCCUACAGCAGUCUGAGAACAGGUGCAAAGUAGAAACUUUAGAAGCUUUAUCUAGAUGCAAAGCUUUGUAAAAGCCUAAAAGUAGGGUAAACCACAUCUGAGCUGAACUUCUCCUCCUGAGCUCUGUCAGGAGCGCAGGAGCGGCUAAUAAGUGGCACUGCCAUCUCCGUGCAGAGCAGCAUGUCCCCCCGACCCCGCUUCGGCUCACUCAGGCAGUGUCUAGUCGCUCCGGCAGGGAAUCCAGCCCAAGCCAGAGGCCAGCGCAGCCAGCAGCCGGUCUAUCGGGGAUGGGGGUGGAGGCAAGAAUCCUCAUGGCCGCUGUCCCCUUCACCCUGGGUCAGGGGACGGACUGGCCGACCUUCAGGAAGGCUCUGCGCCGCGAUCAUCAGCCGCGCCCCCAGCCCCAGCCCUCAGCUGUGCAGAACAGCUUGCUGGCAGAUGGCACUGUGUUGCUCUAUCUGUCCCCACACCGUUUGCUUUGUGCGUCUGCCAAGAACCUUCCAGUUAUUAGCAAACUCAGACGAGAGUGCCGCCAGUAUCAGCAGCAAACAAGCGCCUUCCUCGCCACAAAAAUGACUUGGAGAGAACGAAGGCCUGUUCUGGGGGCCUCCUCCCCGGCAAGGACAGGGAGAGCAGCAGUUGCACAGGUGGGGACAGGCGUGCACAGGGAGCGCUGCAGCCGUCAGGCAGGGGAAGCAAUUACUGAGUCUCGAGGCGGCUCGCUACUGCCAGUCCGCCACUGGAGAGUCCGAUCUCAGCGCCUCACUCUGUCCCCAACCGGCCCAGGAAAGGCCUGGAAGCCCUGCUCAUCAGCGUGGCAAUGGCCAGAGCGAACAGGGAGCACAGCCGAGCCCUUCACCAGCCAGGGGACGCGGAGGUUCUCCGCACUGGGCGAGGUCCUGGGGUAAAGGGAGGAAGCACCUGGGAGGUCUGUGCGCGCGGGCACACGCCGUGUCCCUGAGCCAGCACUGCCCCUGUCCCUUCCGACGGAAACCGCCACCUUGCCCCUGCCCUCCUGCUUCCGUCCCUCUGCCUCCCGCUCUUGAUCUGUAAUAAGACAAUCAGAAUAUAACCCGUCAGGUAGCGUGAAGAAACGCAGAGAAAGGCAAGGAAGCAUCUUUAGAAAACUAGAGUGUCCCACUAAGACCUGGCGCCCAGCCACAGUGUCCGCGUGGUCAUUCUCCGACGACGCGGACCGCACAGCGGCACCCGAGCCUCUGCGGUUCAGGUGUGCAAUCUGACACGCACACUCUCUGGAGCUUUCUGUGAGGCCCAUUCACACAGGGCUUAGGAGACGAGGCGGAGCGGCACAGCAUGCUCACUCCAGAGUGGCCGUGCCGCCCGUCCAUGCUCUGUGAGCUCCUGCCUCGCGGCCCCGCCCGCCUGCCACCCCUGCUGUCUCUCCCGAAGGGCACCCCGCGAAGCCCCGGUGUGGGGCUCCACGCGCAGUCAGGUCACUAGAAGCAGACCAGAGCCCCCCACACUCGGCGCUACAGAACCUCCCUUGGAAAUGUUCUGUUUCGCAUAAUUAGAGCCAAAUGGACCUAAAACAGGGUCCCGGUCCACUGUCCCAGACAAGUGGCGAGAAGGGACCUGCCCGUUCUCGCCUGCAGAAAGCACAGGCUCAGCACCUACUUGGCGUUGAGAGUCCAACAGCGACCGUCCGUGAGGAAGUUCCAGGAAUAGGAAACGGCGCGCACACGGGCAGCGGCCGAGAACUACGACAGACCUCAAGUUCGUGUGAGGGACGGUGUUCGCCUCAAGUAGCUCCGUGGCACUGCCAAAUCUCAAAAACCCGACGUCCACCCCAGACCCUCCGAGCGGUUUUAAGUAGGAAAUUCCAAGGAUCUCCCACAAGAUGGAGGGUCAGCACAAGCCCAUCCUGUCCCCUUAGGUGCGCAUUAGCCGCUUAGCAGCCAUCCCCGCGCUCCCCGAGGAAACCAGCUCUGGCUUCCUCCCCACCCGCCGUGGUCUGUCUGUCCCAGCUGUCUGACCCAGCGCUUGAGCGAGACUCUGAUCUCUGCCUUGACCCAAGGAAGACCGCGCUAACUGGUUGUCACUUGGUGUGUGCCCUGUGCUUGAGGGACAGCAGCAGAACCAGCACACGGGAGGGAAGAGGAAAGCCUCGGUCACCCUGGGGGCGGUUUAGAUGCUGUGAAAUUAAACCUGUUCUAAGUGUACUUGUUUGAAUUAACUGUAUUGUAAUAUUAUUUGUUGA